CACUUUAUCAAAAGGCUCUCCAUUCAUCCAUGCAUCGUUACAGCGAGGAGUGGCCCGGAGCGCACCACGGUGGAGGAGGCGUCUCCGUGGCGCAGGACUGUAUAAAAACACCCGGCGGUAAUCUCCCUGCUCCGUCCGUCUCCCUUCGCCUCCUCCUCGCCUGUAGUAGCUUUAGCUAUCGCCCUGCCGUGAAGCCGCGAUGGACCGCUGGAAGGGCAGAGUGGCUCUGGUGACCGGAGCUUCGGUCGGGAUCGGAGCGACUAUCGCCAAAGAGCUGGUUCGGUCCGGCAUGAGGGUGGUGGGCUGCGCAAGAAACGUGGACAAAAUAAAGGCGUUGGCUGCAGAGUGUAAGAGCGCGGGCUACAGUGGCGUCUUGAUCCCAUUCAAGUGCGACCUGACCAAUGUGGAGGAAAUCCAGUCCAUGUUUGCAGCCAUCAAAGCGGAGCACAAAGGCGUGGACGUUUGCAUCAACAACGCUGGGCUGGCUAAUCCCGAGCCUCUGCUGAGCGGCAAAACCAGCGGCUGGAAAACCAUGCUUGACGUGAACGUAAUGGCACUGAGCAUCUGCACUCGUGAAGCGUACCAGUCGAUGAAGGAAAGAAACAUUGAUGAUGGACACAUCAUCAAUUUAAACAGCAUCUGUGGGCACAUUGUAAUUAACAGUGGCGACAUCCAUUUCUACACGGCCACUAAGUACGCCGUGUCGGCCCUGACUGAAGGCCUGAGGCAGGAGCUCAGGGAGGCAAAAACUCACAUCAGAGCUACAUGCAUUUCUCCUGGUAUAGUAGAGACUGAAUUUGCUUAUCGGUUCCACAGCGAAACCCCUGACAAAGCCAAGGAAGCAUACUCUCACAUCAAGGCCUUGGAAGCAAUAGAUGUUGCUAAUGCUGUUGUAUAUGUCCUAAGUGCCCCUCCUCAUGUUCAGGUUGGAGAUAUUGUGUUGCGACCCGUGGAGCAACAGGCAUGAUGUGACACCAUGUGAUGGCUACAUUUAUAUUCAGACAAAAUUUUCUUAUGAUUUCUUUACUGCAUCUAUGAACUUAAUGACUGUAAUCUCUAAUCAAAAGAAUAAAAGUCUGAUUUUAAGGUGACCUGUGUUUUUGCUGAGAUGUUGUAUUAUAGAUAGCUGACUUUUUACAUACAUGUGCAUGCUCGUAUGGAAAUAUUUCACUCUUCUGACCAAGAUUGUUUUAAAAGCCUUAAUUAUGACUGAUUUAUACUGAAAUAAUCUUUGAUUUUAUAGACCUUGCUCCUGAGGUUUGAAAAAUGCAAUGUUUAUAAUAAACUGUUUUCUUAGAU
Molecule: messenger RNA, 1299 nt
Organism: Fundulus heteroclitus (mummichog)
Lineage: Eukaryota; Metazoa; Chordata; Actinopteri; Cyprinodontiformes; Fundulidae
Product: dehydrogenase/reductase SDR family member 11
Exons: 7
Coding region: 200-967 (255 amino acids)
Source: RefSeq, a predicted model, not a curated record